Molecule: messenger RNA, 3324 nt
Organism: Papilio machaon (common yellow swallowtail)
Lineage: Eukaryota; Metazoa; Arthropoda; Insecta; Lepidoptera; Papilionidae
Gene: SMC6
Product: structural maintenance of chromosomes protein 6
Exons: 18
Coding region: 142-3267 (1041 amino acids)
Biological process (GO): chromosome organization; double-strand break repair via homologous recombination
Cellular component (GO): site of double-strand break; Smc5-Smc6 complex; nucleus
Molecular function (GO): ATP binding; damaged DNA binding; single-stranded DNA binding
Source: RefSeq, a predicted model, not a curated record
UUGAAUUUAUAUUAUAUUGACUCCAAGUCUAGAGAUACUUAAAAAAACGGUAACUUGAAAGCAUAAAAACAUUUAUAAAACUUUUUGGUUUAGAAUACCUGAUAUGAUUAAAGGUUAAUUUUUAUCGUGUAUGUUAAAAAAAUGGACGAAGAUGUAGCAGAUGAUAUCGAUGGCUCCAUUCAUAGUAUUCACGUCCGUAACUUCUUUUGUCAUGAAAACUUAGAAAUAAAUUUAAACAGAAACGUAAAUUUUAUUGUUGGUCGAAAUGGCAGUGGCAAAAGUGCAAUUCUGACGGCUUUGGUGGUCGGUUUGGGAGGUAGAGCUUCUGCUACAAAUCGUGGAAACAACCUGCAUUCAUUUAUCAAAAAAGGCUCCAACUCUGCCACCGUGGAAAUAAAAAUUAAGAAUAGCAGUCCAAAAGCCUACAAGCACGAUAUUUAUGGAGAUUACAUUACCAUAGUUAGAAAUAUAAAUGCAUCAGGUGGCUCCAGCUAUAAAGUAAAAUCUGCCACAGGUGAAGUGAUUUCAACAAAAUUUGAAGAAGUAAACACUAUAAUCUUAGCCCAUGACAUACAAGUGGACAAUCCUAUCUCUGUGCUCAAUCAGGAUGAUGCGCGUAGCUUCCACGCAUCUGAUGCUAAGAAGAUAUAUUCAUUGUUCCGUAAAGCAACAAAUCUCGAUCAAACAGAAGGGAAUUACUUGAGGUCACUUGAAAACUGUAAGAAGGCUGUCUCUAUCUGGAACAGAAAAAAUGAAGCCUGUGCAGAAUUGGAGAAAGAAUAUCAAAAGUGGAAAACAAGUUACGAACAGAUGCAGUCACGUGACGAAAUUGAAGCACAAAAACAAGCUUUACAAAAUGAAUAUUAUUGGAGUGAAGUAGCGGAGCUCGAAAAAGAGGUGGAUAACAUACAAAAACAACACGACAAACAGAACGAAAAAUGUGAAAGACUAUUGGCAUCCUUGCGCAGGAUGGAGGAAGAGUUUGGUGGCGAGAGCAGCGUAAUUGCUACACUAAAAGCGCAACUGGAAGAGAAGACAAAGAAGAGGUCAGUUCUGGAGCGCGAGGUGGAGCAGGCGGAGGGCGAGGUGCGCGAGUUGCAAGCCGCCUGGCGCGCGGACCAGCUCGCUAACGCCAAGCUGUACAAGUUGCUCGACAGGGAGCGCACCAAGGUCACCGACUUGGAGAGGGAGAUGAGAGAGAAUUUCCAGUGUGAGGACGCGGCGGGGAGGCGGCGGCUGCUGGAGCAGGCGCUGGAGGCGGCGGAGCGCGAGGCGGCGGCCAUGCGCGCGCGCUUCGACACCGCGCAGCACGACGCCGCGCAGGCCCGCGCUCACGCUGCGCACGCGCAGCAACCUGCAGAUGCAGCCGCAGCGCGCGCUCAGCAACAGCGCAACACUAUCAAGCAGUUGAAGCAGCAGUUACGCGAGCUGGAGUCGCGCGGCGGAGACUCGCUGGCGGUGUAUGGCGGGCAGAUGGUGGAGCUGUGCCAGCGCGUGCGCCAGGCGGCCGAGGCGGGACACUUUAGCGCUCCGCCCCGAGGACCCGUCGGACAUUAUCUGAAGUUGAAAGAAAAGAAAUGGGGAGGCGCUAUCGAGCAUAUCAUCGGUGGUGCGAUAAAGAAUUUUUGCGUCAACAACGUCGAAGAUUCCAGAAAACUGUUCGAUAUUAUGAAGCAGGUGUACGGCAGCAGCUCGAAGCCGGGUGUGACAUGCAGCGAGUUCCUGAGCCGGCAGCACGAUGUGAGACGCAGCAAAGUGCGGGCGGCGGCCGGCGUCUGCGCACUCGACGCGCUGCACGUCCCAGAUACUGUCGUCGCCAACUUCCUCAUAGACAACCUCGCCAUUGAGACCAUACUCCUCGUCGCCGAACACGAGGAUGCGGUGCGUCUGGCGGAUACAGAGGAGAAUGUACCGGAGCGGUGCUCCAAGAUCGUGACGCUGGACGGCACCGAGUACCAUCCUGCGCCCAACUACCGCAGCUACGGCGGUGCAGCGCGACCUCUGCGCUUCUUACAUCUCAGCACAGCCGAGAGGAAGAAGCAGAUAAUGGGUGAGAUUGAAGAGGCUGAGAGAGUGCUGAAGGAGAUGGAGAUGAAGGCGGAGCAGCUGAAUGUAGAAGCUGCGAGGGCGAGGGGUAUGGAGCGCGAGGCGUCGCGUGCGCUGCAGGCGCUGCUGGCGAGCCAACAUGAGCGCGAUGAGGCUGUGCGUAGUGCACGAGCCGCACUCGAACUGCAGGCAGCGCCGCUACAGUCCGUACUGAUGGAAGAAUUGAAAGUGUCAAAAGAGAAGUUAAAGACAUUGAACGAGCAGGCGGAGGUGUGCGCGGCGAAGGAGAGUGAGUUCAAACAGAAGAUACAAGAGCGGCAAGAGAUAUUGAACAGUGUUAAACCCAAGCUGGAGAAGGUCACCGCCGCAUGCCGCAAUCUUGCUGACGAGAUAGAAGAGGAGCAGCUGAAGGUGGAGCGCGGGGUGUCUGAGCGGCGCGGGCUGCAGCAGCGCGAGCGCGAGGAGCGAGACAAGUUGGUGCGCGUCGCUGACGUGCUGCAGGAGCGCCGCGCUGAACUGGACAACAAGGUGCAGCUAGCAAACAACAUAUGUCCUAGGACUGAACAGACCAGAGACAAGGCGAUCCUGGUGAACGAGCUGAAGAAGGUGCAGCUGAAGCUGAGGUCUAUCCGUAGCGACGGGUUGAGCCGAGCCGAGGUGGCGGAGCGGCUGCUGGCCGUUGAGCGCUCAUAUCGCCGCACCAAGCGCGCCCUCGACAGCCUGCGACAGCUCAUAGACGAGAUAAAGGCCACUACGAGCAAACAUCUGAAAUUGUGUCACAAAGUGCAGUCGCUGAUAGCGCGCCGCGUACAGCACUGCUUCCAGUCGAUACUCACACUUAGAGGGUACUCGGGUCAAUUAGAGAUUGACUAUGCGAACGAGUCGUUGCGCAUAGCGUGCGCUGGUCGCGGCGGGGGCGGGGCCGAGGGCGGGGCUCGCCGCGCCGCCUCCACUGCCUCGCUGUCGGGCGGCGAGCGCUCCUACUCCACUGUCGCCUUCAUCAUGGCGCUCUGGGAGUGUGUCGAGCUGCCCUUCUACUUCAUGGACGAGUUUGAUGUUUUUAUGGACAAUGUGAACCGCAAGGUGGUGCUGGAGCUGCUGGUGGCGCACGCGCGGCGCAGCGCCGGCAGACAGUUCGUGUUCCUCACGCCGCAGGACGCCUCCGCCGUCACAGCCUCCUCUCACGUCACCAUACAUAUGAUGGCGGACCCUCGACCGUAGUACAAAGAUGAAGAAACAAUAUGACUUUUGUUUACUCGUACGAGUGUUAUUUUAUAA